GGAUUGGCUGCAGUGGGCACCAUUGGAGAGACAAUAUAUGUGUCGUGAUUUUCUCGGUAGGCUGUCACAUUCAGGGUUGCAAGGAUGAAGAGGAAUCAGAAGCUCAGGCACUAUAUUUUGGCCUGAGAGACAGGCUCGCAGUGUGUCGCUGGACCGUGUGCUGUUGGAGACGGACUGCGCUAUGCAGUAUCUGAUUGCAACACUAGUAGAGCUAGUUGAUGGGCAAACCUGAUAUCCUAAAAAAAAACGUAGCAGUAUACUUUCCCUAAAAAAAAAUCCCCUCUCGUUUCGUUUGAACUCUAGAUUUUUUUUUUAUCCCUAAAAAAAUCUAGUUUUUUUUCCACUCGUCUUCUUUUGAACUCUCGAUUUCUCCCACCAACCACAGCUCAUUGUCCCCGAACCAGUAACUGCCGGAGCCCGACCAAGAUCUGAUCGAUCUGCGGCGACGGCCUGGACGAAGGAGUUCGCCCGUGCUCCGCCGAGAGGAAGGAGGAAGCUCCCCGUAAGCCCCUCCCUCCCGCGCACGACACCAGUUUUGCAGGGAUCUCACGGUCAUGGCAGGGCUGAAGAAGGGGAAGGGAAAGGGGAGGGGGAAGGAGGAGCGACGGGUGACCUUUGCACCGGAAUCCGGGGAGCGAUGGCUCAUUGUCGCCGAACCAGUAACUGCCGGAGCCCGACCAAGAUCUGAUCGAUCUGCGGCGACGGCCUGGACAGAGGACUUCGCCCGUGCUCCGCCGAGAGAAAGCUCCCCGGAUCUCAUGGUCACGGCAGGGAUGAAGAAGGUGAAGGGGAAGGGGAGGGGGAAGGAUGAGCGACGGGUGACCUUUGCACCAGAAUCCGGGGAGCGACGGGUGUCAGCAACAAGUCAGAAGAGGAACAUGAAUGCAGCUGACUCAUCAGAAAAAUUAGAGAUUCAUGAAAAUGGAACCUCAAGGAAGCGGAUUAGAGAAAUUGAUGCAGAUGGCUCAAAAAAGGGCAACACAGCGGGUCCUGGAGCUUACAAGUCAGCGCCAGGAAACCUUAAAAGUACUAAAGAUUCUCAUUCCUCAAACCACGUGUCCUCAAAGUUUGUACCGCUGGCUGGAAUUCCCGGACACAAAACCAGGAACCUUACGGACAUGGCUGUGAGGGUGAACGUGAAAGUGGAGGAGGGGGAAGUAAUGAAGUUUGGGCAGAAAUUCAUCAGGGUAUUCAAAUACGGGGAGCGAUUGAGAAUUCCACAAUCAUUCAGUCAGUACCUUCAGAAUCAACGAACUGGGUCGGUUAUACUAAGAGGUCAAAGUGGGAAUAAAUGGCUUGUGGAACUUGCUUCAGCACCGAAGGAUUUUUCUUUAGACGUGGGUGGAAGGAAUUUGGUAUAGAUCAUUCCAUUGGGGAAGGAAACCUCUUAUUAUUCUGUUAUGAUGGAUACGGACAGUUCUCAGUUAAUAUAUUUAAUGGAAUGUGUGUUGAGAAGCCAUCAGCUCUUCGUGUGCUAAGCCUUCAAAGGAUUUUAAAGAAGAGAGUGAUGAAGAUGACAAUGGAGUAGCUCCCCAAGAAGAGAAUAAUGGAACCACAAAGAAGCCGACUGGAGAAAUUUACGCAGAUGGCUCUACGUUGAAGAAGUGUUCUAAUGCAUCAGUUAAGGGUAAGCAAAAAAUGCCUGAAUCUUUGGUUGGUACUUGUAAUGUGUCAGCAACAAGACAGAAGAGGAACAAGAAUGCAGCUGACCCAUCAGAAAGCUUGGAGGUUGCUGGAGCUUGCAGAUCAGCGCGAACAAGCAUUAAAAGUAAUGACGCUGUCAUGAAAGUUCAAAGGCAACAUGCAAUAGUAUCACAAAGGUUGCCGGUAAGUGAAGGGCAGAAGAAGUACGCUCUUCAAAGGGCAGAGAUAUUUACAUCUAAGUACCCUUCAACUCUGCAAGUAAUUAAGGCGGCUAGUGCCUACAACUCAUUUUUCAUGGUCAUCCCAUCUGAAUUUGUCAGGGAGCAUCUCCCCCACACCAGCAAGAAGUUGACCCUGUGGGAUCCGCAAGCAACGCCCUGGCAAGUUGACUACGUCUACUGCAGCCAUCGUUCCGCCGGCGCUUUCAGCAGAGGCUGGAGCCAGUUCUCGAUCGGCAACAAUCUGGAGAAGUUCGAUGUUUGCGUCUUCGAGCUCAUCGCCGAGGACACCAUCAAGGUGCACAUCUACAGAGCUCAGCUCCUGAUAGCACAGUACCAACACCAAGAAGAACUUAGCGCUGCAAUCCCAAACUAACCUGGGGACCCUCAUAGUCAGUGGGGGUAAGAAGAGUAUUCAGACGUUUAAGGGAUAUUUGGAACAAAACCGGUUGUUACUUACUGAUAAACUAUGUUUUGCUGCUAAACUUAUAUUUGAAACAAAACUAGUGAACUACCUGUAUGUACAAUGUUUUUCACUCGGAUUGAUGGAAGUGUUGGAUUAGUGGUUCUUAAGCUAUUGAA
Aegilops tauschii subsp. strangulata is the source of this 2444-nucleotide messenger RNA. Its product is annotated as B3 domain-containing protein Os11g0197600. Gene Ontology annotation, molecular function: DNA binding. The record is from RefSeq and is a predicted model, not a curated record. NCBI's taxonomy places the organism in Eukaryota, Viridiplantae, Streptophyta, Magnoliopsida, Poales, Poaceae.